Molecule: messenger RNA, 1265 nt
Organism: Boleophthalmus pectinirostris (great blue-spotted mudskipper)
Lineage: Eukaryota; Metazoa; Chordata; Actinopteri; Gobiiformes; Gobiidae
Product: protein naked cuticle homolog 2
Exons: 10
Coding region: 112-1101 (329 amino acids)
Source: RefSeq, a predicted model, not a curated record
CACGUUUGGAUAAUAGUAGUAUCUCGUCCACUGCUUCCCAUGGAGUGUAAAUUCUAGCUUAUCGUUUCAUUUCCAAGGGAAAGGAAGAAUUGCUGUUUGUGGAAAAGCACCAUGGGAAAACUGCACUCAAAAUUCUCCUCAAAAUGCAGACAGAGCCCUGAAGGUGGUGUUCUUGUGUCCAAUUUAUUGAACGGGCAAAGGGAGGUGGAACUCAUCCCUAGCAAUAAAGAAAACCUGUCCAUGAACAUGCACAAGGAUGUACACAGUAAUAAUUACCUACUGAAUGUUACUCUACCACCAGAGCAAGGGCUCGGCAAGAGUCAAUAUUCAAAUAAUGAACACACGAAUUUAGCUGAGAGAAACACAUUUACUGACGAUCCUAAAAAAGAAUGGCUGUUCAUGUUGUGCAAUGAAAGUGGCAAUUCCAACAAGGAGGAUAUGUCCAACUUCUUGCAUGGAGUAUGUAAGGCAAUUGAUGCCUCAGUUAAACCAGCUACAGACAGCACCGCAACAUUGAAGAUCAAGAUAGUCUUAAGUUCUUCUGAUGACCAAAACAAUGAUUUGAGUCCAUGUGAGGAGACCAGAAGACCCAUGAGAAGACUGUACUGUGUAGGGGAAAACAUUGAGCGCAGAAACCACUACCUGGAUCUUGCUGGCAUUGAAAAUUUUACCUCAAAGUUUGAUAAUAAAGACUGCACCCAUCCGAAACCUCCCACUCAUCAUCACCAUCUUGUGGCAACAGUUGAAAACUGCAUGCAAAUCUCUCAAUCUACGCAUAACUCCCAGAAAACUAGACCAGUGUGGAAAGAGGAAAAGUCCGGCAGAUCACAUGGGCUGCAUCCUUCAUCUUUGUGUCGUCAUCAUUCCUCCAGCUGCAAGCAUAACACAAACAGACCUGUUCAUCGCUCCCAUAGCAAAAGGCUGCGACCACAGGAUCACGUGUCACCUCGGAGACCAAUGUGCUGUUAUAACCAGGGGGGGAAAGACUGUGAUAUUUUAACAGCUCCUCGGUUCUCCUCUUCCUCAUGUUCCACUUUAGUAAGACACCAUCACCUACAUGAACACCACCAUCACCACCAUCACCAUUACCAUGCGGCAUGAUGGGAAAUAUCAACUACAUCCAACACUGAUAAAGUGCUAUCCUCACAAUGAAGCGGCGUGCAUAGUGACAGAUCCUCAACUGGAGCUUGGAUGUUGUUCCUGCUUAACUCUGGGUGAAAACUGCAAAUAGACACUGAACCAGGCGAGGGGCGUAAGACAGCUGC